AAAACAGAUACAUUUCUGUUAUCUAUUUACAUUGUCCCCCUGUGCCACAACAAUUAAGGAACUGUUGACAUUUUUGAUUAUAGCUCAUGAAAUUUGUUUAAACUUUAUAAUUAUUGUUUUAUGAAUUAUGAUUAAAUGGAGGAUCUAUUCGGAACAGGCUUAUAAGCUUGUUUAUAGAACUGGGUGGAGAAUUCGGUAACAGUGGACGAGGAGAUUACCAUCGUUCAUCGCAAAUCAGAGAUGGAAGACUCAGAGCCUUCCAACGGUGUAGAAGUCAAGAAUCGCAAGUCCGGACUGACUAUAGAGCCAAUCAUAAUGUUAAUAAGUCUCGGAAUGUACUCAAACCUGAUGGUACAGACAAAUCUAUUUGAAGAACGUGUAUGCCUCCAUAGUGAUCUCGGACAAAAUAAGUCUGUGAAUUGUUAUAAUAUGACUGCAGCAGAUCAAGAAAUAGUUCAGCCUGCUGUGGCAAAUUUAAAAAUGAUUAAAAAUCUGAUUGAGACAUUGGCGCCUUGUAUAACAUUAUUGUUUUUAGGCCCCUGGAGUGAUGUAAACGGUCGCUUGCCUUUGUUAUUAACAGCAAUCUCAGGUUUGGUAAUAUCUAACUGUAUGUACAGUGUAUUUUCUACGAUUUCAAGUCUGCCUCCGAUAAUGUUUUUGCUGUGCAGCAUACCUGUUGCUGUCAGUGGUGGCAAUAGUGCAUUGUUUAUGGCUGCAUUAUGUUAUAUUGUUGACAUCACUGAUUGCAAAUCAAGAGCUUUCAGGUUAGGUGUGUUUUAUGCAUUUACCAACUUUGGCUCAAUACUUGGAUCUGUAAUGAGUACAAUAUUGUAUGGUAAAUCUUCUACGUAUUCAUUUUGCCUAUCAUCAUUUGCUUCGAUUGUUGGACUCCUUUGUACUUAUAUUUUUUUAAAGGAAACAGUAACCACCAAAGAGGGUGCAGAUCCAAAACUUUUCAACAUCAAACUGGUAAAAGAUAUGUGGCAAACUGUUAUGAAACAACGAUUUGGCUUCUUGAGAUGCAUAAUUAUACUAUCUGCUGUGUUAUUAACUAUCAAUUUAAUCAUUUUAUUUGGAGAAAAUUCUUUCAUGUACAUGUACCUACAGAAACAAUUUUCGUGGACGUUGGAAGACUAUACACCGUUUUUUGUGUAUACUACACUUAUACAUGCUACCUUUCCUGUGAUCGUUGUUUAUGUGUUAAAUACCAAAUUACAAUUGCCUGAGAUGUAUAUUGGUACUGCUGUUGCAGCACUUGGAAUUUUUGAAAAGGUUGGUUUGGCAUACUCGGUGCACCAGUGGCAAUUUUACACCAUGAAAACUGUUGAAUUCACCAUGUACAUUUGUCAAUCGUUGGUUCGGUCUCAAUUAUCCAAGAGUUUUCCAUCUGAAGAUUUAUGUAAAAUAUUUGCAUUCCUAUGUGUAAUCGAAAAUUUUGGAGUAUUACUCUACUCGCCAAUGUACACUGCUGUCUAUGUUACAACAAUCCAUGAUUUUGCCAAUUGCUUCCUCUUCUUAUCUGCAAUACUUUGCAUGUUCAUAUUUGUUUUAUUCGGAACAAUAUCAUUCUUACUGUCAAGAAGCACCAUAACUGAUGAUUUAUUAGUAGAAAACCAAUUUUAACCAG
Molecule: messenger RNA, 1627 nt
Organism: Myzus persicae (green peach aphid)
Lineage: Eukaryota; Metazoa; Arthropoda; Insecta; Hemiptera; Aphididae
Product: proton-coupled folate transporter-like
Exons: 9
Coding region: 241-1623 (460 amino acids)
Biological process (GO): transmembrane transport
Cellular component (GO): membrane
Molecular function (GO): transmembrane transporter activity
Source: RefSeq, a predicted model, not a curated record